AUGCCGGCUCUGACUAUAUGCUUUCAUAACCUUAUUGGGGACUCUUUCGAGUCUUUAACGGAGUCUGUUGUCGGGAGCGAUGAGUAUCAAGAAGUAUGUCGUCGGAAUGUGAGUCAGAUGGUGCACCGCUGUAUCCAGGAAUUACCACGUGAGAAGACAGAUGAAGGUGUGAUGGGAGUAUUGGAUCACAUAUCGGACCGGAAAGUCGUGCUGCCUCGAGGCAAGCCGUGUCCAGUGGCCAAGGCUACAAGCACCACGUGGGAGAAGUUCGCUAAAGCGAAAGGAAUUGAGAAGAAGGGGAAGCGUUCAGCGUUUGUCUUCGACGACAUUGAAAAGAACUACAAGCUAAGAUUCGGAGGACGGUCGUUGAGGAAAGCAGAGAAGCAACGAGACUUCAUUAUUGAGCACAAGGGAGGGAGAAAGGUUUACGGCGACCCCUUUAUUGAGAGAGCACAGGCAAAGGCAUUGGAUAAGGCUAAGCAGAAAUAUAGGACUUUGCAGAAUAAAGUAAAAACUGCCGGCUACAAACUGAAGCGGAAGUAA
Gregarina niphandrodes is the source of this 543-nucleotide messenger RNA. Its product is annotated as ribosome biogenesis regulatory protein. Bases 1 to 543 code for a protein of 180 amino acids. Gene Ontology annotation, molecular function: protein binding. The transcript is spliced from 2 exons. Lineage: Eukaryota; Apicomplexa; Conoidasida; Eugregarinorida; Gregarinidae. Gene Ontology annotation, biological process: ribosomal large subunit biogenesis; ribosome biogenesis; endonucleolytic cleavage in ITS1 to separate SSU-rRNA from 5.8S rRNA and LSU-rRNA from tricistronic rRNA transcript (SSU-rRNA, 5.8S rRNA, LSU-rRNA). Gene Ontology annotation, cellular component: nucleus; nucleolus; preribosome, large subunit precursor. The record is from RefSeq and is a predicted model, not a curated record.